GCCUUCGCCUCGUUCUCUUCGGACGCCCCGCGGAGCCUUGUGGGACGCCGCUGGCGUGAUGGCGGCCGCCGGGCUUUGCAGGCGUUUCUCGGGGGUCUUGCGUUUGAGGGCAGCCCCUUGGGGGGCGUCGGUGGCCUCGUCCUCCAGAGUUAACCUCGGUGAUCUGCACAAGAACGCCCGAAAAGCCGAACAGCUCCCGCCGUGUGCCUUAUUCCACACAUCCUUGUCUAGACGUGGGUUAGAGGAAUUUUUUGAUGACCCUAAAAACUGGGGGGAGAAAAAAGUCAAAUCUGGGGAUUCCUGGACAGUAGAACAGCUCCGAGGGAAGAGCAAUGAGGAUUUGCAUAAACUUUGGUAUGUCCUGCUAAAAGAACGGAACAUGCUUCUAACGUUGGAGCAAGAAGCAAAACGGCAGGGGGUGGCAAUGCCAAGCCCAGAGCGAUUAGACAAGGUGAAAGCUUCCAUGGAAAGAAUGGAUCUUGUUAUUAAGGAAAGAGAAGAUGCUUUGCGGCUGCUACAGACUGGCCAGGAGCAUGAGAGACCCGGCGAAUGGAGAUAUGACUUCCUGGGUCGCGUUAUUUGGUAUACUUUCAGGGAGUGGCCGAUCCCUUGGCAUUUGAACAGUAGGCACAGAAAGAAACGAUUCUACUACCUGCAAAAUGUCAAGCCUUUUAUCAGGCUCAGAAUUGAAAAGUAUCUGCACAGACAAGUAAGGAAGAAAGAAUUGGAGAGAAAAAAACAGAAGGUUUUACUGCAAAAGUUCCCUCAUCUUGCUGCAGAGUCUAAGAGUUAACAUGAGUUCAACAUUUGGGAAGUCUAGCUGGAGUAAGACUGUUGUAAUGUAGAGAUGCUGCUGCAGAAAUUCUCUGCAUCUAGUAAUGGGUUGUAAAUAGACACAACUGAAGGGAGACUAUUCGUGACUUUUUAAAACUGAAAUACAAUUGCUCCAGCCUGUUGUGUAAUACUGUUCAGUCAUCCUUAAAAUACAAUUUGUCUGUCUGGAUUAGAAAAAAAAUAAAUGCUUUUUAUCCAGAGAUGCCAGUGAUCGACUACGCUAUAUAGCAAUAAGUGGCUACAGCUUGCUUAGUCAGUAAAGAAAGGGUAAGGAUUCUUAAUCAGAAAUACAAAAUUGUCUCUGAGCAGAUGAAGAACACAUUUCUGCACUGAAAAAAUGUAUCAUGGUUUCCCACCCUUCUGCAGUCAUGUGCUUUUCUAAGAUCAAAAGUAGAGCCGUGUUUUGCAUGGAGGGACCAGAGUUAUCUCCAGUUUAAAGGAUCAAGUAAACCUGUCUUCUUUAUCAGUCUUAUGUUACUACCUGCUAGUUGAAAACUUCUUAACCUCACACUGCAAAGUUAAUGUAAUAAAAUGAAACUACUGUA
Messenger RNA from Pogona vitticeps (central bearded dragon), 1379 nucleotides. RefSeq names its product mitochondrial ribosomal protein L47 (gene MRPL47). The record is from RefSeq and is a predicted model, not a curated record. Gene Ontology annotation, molecular function: structural constituent of ribosome. Gene Ontology annotation, cellular component: mitochondrial ribosome; mitochondrial large ribosomal subunit. Gene Ontology annotation, biological process: mitochondrial translation. NCBI's taxonomy places the organism in Eukaryota, Metazoa, Chordata, Lepidosauria, Squamata, Agamidae.